This is a messenger RNA of Anarrhichthys ocellatus (wolf-eel), 4105 nucleotides long. RefSeq names its product choline dehydrogenase (gene chdh). The transcript is spliced from 10 exons. Gene Ontology annotation, cellular component: mitochondrial inner membrane. The coding region runs from base 127 to 2028 and encodes 633 amino acids. Gene Ontology annotation, molecular function: choline dehydrogenase activity; flavin adenine dinucleotide binding. The record is from RefSeq and is a predicted model, not a curated record. NCBI's taxonomy places the organism in Eukaryota, Metazoa, Chordata, Actinopteri, Perciformes, Anarhichadidae.
UAAAUAGCACUAAGCCCCGCCCACAGCAGUGGGUCGCUUCGCAUAUAGACUUAGUCUCAUAAUCAUAGUCUCCAGUUUCAGCGUUUAAAUAAAAGUGAAUGAAGAAAAAACCCUCCCAGAACCAGCAUGUUGUCUUUGGCCAUGUCAGGCCAAACUGGAGCCCGACGACUUGUGACUGCGACUCGAGGGAGAUUUAUGAGGGACGGUAGGUGCUUGUUCACCUGUUUGCCAGAACUUGCCUCCAGGACCAGAACCACGGGCCAGUCCUCUUCGCGAUCCUUCUUCAACCAUUACAGAUGCUUUAGUGCCACAGCUGCUAAUUGGAAAGCUUCAUCAGCUACAGCCAAUCAGAAGACACCGUCCUACAGUUACGUCAUUGUUGGGGCAGGGUCAGCGGGCUGCGUCCUGGCUAACCGCCUCACUGAGGAUUCCCACGAGUCUGUGCUGCUGCUGGAGGCUGGGCCGAAGGACAUGUCGCUAGGCAACGUACAGCUCUCAUGGAAGAUCCACAUGCCAUCUGCGUUGACCUACAACCUCUGUGAUGACAAGUAUAACUGGUACUACUACACUUUACCCCAGGCCCACAUGGACAACCGGGUGAUGUACUGGCCGAGGGGCCGCGUCUGGGGCGGGUCCUCUUCACUCAACGCCAUGGUGUACAUCCGCGGACACGCUGAAGACUACAACCGCUGGCAAAGGGAGGGGGCCGAGGGCUGGGAUUACGAACACUGUCUGCCUUACUUUAGGAAAGCUCAGUGUCACGAGCUGGGAGAAAACAGGUACCGGGGAGGCAGCGGACCUCUUCAUGUGUCCAGAGGGAAGACCAACCAUCCCCUUCACAAAGCUUUUAUUGAGGCGGGGCAGCAGGCGGGAUACCCCUUCACGGAUGACAUGAACGGGCAGCAACAGGAAGGCUUGGGCUGGAUGGACAUGACCAUUUAUAAAGGAAAGAGGUGGAGCUCAGCCAGUGCCUACCUGAGACCUGUCCUGAGUCGACCCAACCUGAAGACGGAGGUGCGCUGCCUGACCACCAAGAUCCUGUUUGAUGGCAACCGUGCCGUGGGUGUAGAAUACACACAGAAAGGACAGAAGAAAAGGGUGUUUGCAGAUAAAGAGGUGAUAUUAAGCGGAGGCGCCAUUAACUCCCCUCAGCUUCUCAUGCUGUCCGGGGUGGGAAACGCUGAUGACCUGAAACAACUCGGUAUCUCUGCGGUUCAGCACUUACCAGGUGUUGGCAGUAACCUGCAGGAUCAUUUGGAGUUGUACAUCCAGCAGCAGUGCACUCAGCCCAUCACCCUGUACAAGGCCCAGAAACCUUUCCACAUGGUUAAGAUAGGGCUGGAGUGGCUCACUAUGUUCACUGGUUAUGGAGCAACAUCCCACUUGGAAAGCGGAGGGUUCAUCCGCAGUCGACCACAUGUCACACACCCCGACAUCCAGUUUCACUUCCUGCCCUUUCAGGUCAUCGACCACGGUCGAGUUGCCUCCAAGAUCGAGGCGUAUCAGGUUCAUGUCGGACCAAUGAGGAGCACCAGUACCGGCUGGAUGAAGCUGAAGAGCGCCAACCCUUUGGAUCACCCGAUCCUCCAGCCAAACUACCUCUCCAACGAUGUUGAUGUGUUGGAGUUCAGAGAGUGUGUCAAACUCUCCAGAGAGAUUUUUACCCAGAAGGCCUUUGAUCCGUUCCGUGGCCCCGAAGUCCAGCCCGGUCCCGAGGUCCAAUCCGACGCCGACAUCGACGCUUUUGUUCGCCGAAAAGCUGACAGCGCUUACCACCCGUCCUGCACCUGCAAGAUGGGCUCGCCAUCCGACCCGAUGGCGGUCGUCGACUCCAGUGCGCGUGUCCUGGGGCUCGAGCGGCUGCGUGUGGUCGACGCCUCUAUCAUGCCCAGCGUCGUCAGCGGCAACCUGAACUCCCCGACCAUCAUGAUGGCGGAGAAGGCUGCUGACAUCAUCAGAGGCCGCCCUCCUCUCGUUGACCGCGGGGUUCCCGUCUACCGACCUCCGACUCUCAACACGCAGCGAUGAACAGAGGGAACGAGCUAAAGGUUAAACAGUUCACAACACUGUGAUCAGCUUCUUCUGUGUUUGAUCAGGAGCUGAUAAAUUUGCCCGUGAUCUGAUAUUAUACAUGAAUAGUGUUGUGUUGUCUUAACACACCUGAUUUACACACACAAGGUAACAUUUCAGUUUUAAAUGUGUAGUCACAGGCUAACAACAAUUAUGAAGGGCUUAUCUACGCUUUUUUAAUUAUAAUCCAUAAUGAUAUGUUGAUUUUAGCUGUUUACAUGUGAAAUUCAGUUUUACAGUAUUGCACUUGGUGUCCUGACAAGGAAACAGUGGCUCUGUCACUUCCUUAUGUUUUCAUGAUUUUAGUGUCCAUUCUAAAUUACAGAUGUCUUUAUUAACGUUAAAGCCAGUGUGAUGAACAACCUUCCUGCCUCAUUGUUAUGACAUGAAGUCCAAACGCACUGAAAACUUCGGCCGCAGGCGUUUUGAAGAACACCUACUGUUUUAAAAGGCCAAGCACGCAACAAAAGCGCUGUGUGUGUCAAAAUGCGUCAAUUUGGAGCGUCAAAUGAGGACCCAGCGACUAAAGCUGUUUUUGUUUGUUUGAAGAGAGAUAAAACACUACUACUGUUGCUUUCACUGGUUAAAAUGACAAACGUCACAUCAGCUGUCACUACUUAACGUAAAUUCCGUUUGUAACUUGAUGGCCAGUUGGUGUGCUCUCUGCAGGAGGUCUGUACUCAGAUUAUUUAUGAGCUAAGAGAAGCUUCAAUGUGUAACACCACUGUACAACUGAGUGGACUGCGUGUUUUUGUAGUACGAACGACUUCAACAGAGUGAUGCCUCCUCCGUCUAGCGGAUAAUAAUGAUGCUGAGCAAUUGCAACCGCACUGUGAACCGAGUGGAGAAUUGCUUUCCGGAACAUUUGACAGGCUGACAACCGUGCCCGUGUAAAUUUCAAGAUAUUCCACCCCCCUCACUGUCGCGUCUGUGCCUCAGCGGAAAGAUUUUAUCAGCAGGAGCAAUUGCAAUCAGAUGAAGCUAAUUUGGAACAGGUGUUGGGCAACAGCAGACUCAACAGGACUGGACUUGAAAUAAUUAAGUAUUACAGCUCACAUCUUUUAGUUGCCUUUUGGUUUAAGAUAGUCUGGCAGCUGUUUAAUAUAAGUAGCAAUACAUGCAAAUAAUAACUCAGCAUAUCUGGCUAGUGUGGUGCUGAAAUAAUCUAUAAUGUAGCAUAUACUCACAAAAAAGCUGUCAAUGUCACUUGUGUUUAUACAUUUUUUCGUAGCGUGGAUGUUUACAAAGAAGCUUUUGAAGAGUAUUGUGUUUAACUGGUCAGAUUGUACCACCUGUGCCUGUAACAUCAUUGUGUUCUGACGUCAGAGUGAAUUACUGCAGUAUGUUAAUGACGAAGUGUGUUCGUUCAGUCCAGCCAGGACCGAUACACAUUGGUGUUGAGUACAUUUAACAGCCUCUGACCAAUCUUUGAUUUAAAUUAAAUUAACAUGUUUUUACUAUCAACACUAAUAUAUGCAAGUGCUAGAAUGAAUUCAAAUUGUGUCUUGUUGAGCUUUGCACUACUCUAUUAAGUAUCUUCAUUACAGUGACAAUUACUGUUUGCAUUAUAUGCAGUGCUAUAUUACAUGAAUGUUUGAAUUAUUUGUGUCCUAAUGAAGGAGCAACACUUUGAUUGUAAAGGGAAAAUGAUCGUGGAACUUCUUACAGUCUUUAUGUAUUUUAUUGUUCUUGUGUUAAUUGUAAACAAACACUGGAAACUGUCCUGACCUUGUCCUCGCGACUUUAUUCAGUGAGCCUUACAAAAGUUCUCAGCAAGUUCAUUGCCAAGAAUUCAAAUGUACAAAACAGGGUUUUUGUUUUCCAUUGGUACAAAAUCUAUAAGGAACUAGUACUUGUGCUACAGAGUAGAUAAGAGUUAUAUUUCUUUGAUUUCCGUACGACUAAAGGGUAGAAAGCAGAAAUCUUCACUUUUUACAAACACUAUACAGAUAUUAUACAUUGUUAUCAUUUCAUAGACAUCUGUUAAGCAGUGGAACGGUACGAAAAAAAUAAAGCUGUCAGUUGCACUGUUAAA